Molecule: messenger RNA, 1316 nt
Organism: Nomascus leucogenys (northern white-cheeked gibbon)
Lineage: Eukaryota; Metazoa; Chordata; Mammalia; Primates; Hylobatidae
Product: ral-GDS-related protein
Biological process (GO): Ras protein signal transduction; positive regulation of GTPase activity
Cellular component (GO): plasma membrane
Molecular function (GO): guanyl-nucleotide exchange factor activity
Source: RefSeq, a predicted model, not a curated record
AUGUUCUCCUGCUGUAUCCCGACAUGCUGCCGACCUCCUUGUCGCAGAAGAGACCAAAAUGAGAGUCAUUCCCGAGAAUAUAGAUGUUGGUUCAACCCUCACCCUCGACGCCUCUGGCCCUUUGCCAGAAGGCACCCACAGAGCUCCACACAGCAGAUCAAGCAGGAGCUGUUGGAUGGAUUCAAUUUCUCCGUCUUCAAAGAAGGGCAGGUGCAGCACGCCACCAACCACGGCCAGUGCUGGUCUAGGGUGAGAUUGGGCACAGAAGGGUCUCCACAGACAGGACUCGAGAAAACCAGGUAUGAAAACAAGAUCUGCAGGAUGCCAACUUUCCAGCCCGGCACAGGGGAGAAGCUGUUGGAGUCCCUGGUUCCAGCCUUUCUAACUAAACCCAUCUCCUCCUAUGCCACCUGCCUGGGUCCCUCCUGCGACUUCAUCACCGUGCCACACUUUUUGGAACUACUGGUUAGAAGCACCAUCAGCUCCACUUUGUUCAACCGGCCCCCUGAAAACACUUCAGUUUGCUAUCAGCCCCCACAACGAUCAUCUUUCUGGAUAAAGCUGGCCUUCAGGAACUUCGCCUGGCCUGGACUGGGAUUGGAGGACCAUCAGGAAAUUGUCCUAGGCCAAUUGGUGCUUCCGGAGCCCAACGAGGCCAAGCCAGAUGAUCCUGCUCCACCUCCUGGGCAACAUGCACUAACAAUGCCGGCCCUGGAGCCAGCACCACCACUGCUGGCAGACCUGGGGCCUGCUCUGGAGCCAGAGUCACGUGCAGCCCUGGGUGCGCCAGGAUAUCUACAUUCAGCACCAGGGCCAGCACCAGCACCAGCACCAGGGGAAGGGCCCCCUCCAGGGACAGUGCUGGAGCCACACUCAGCUCCAGAGUCCCCCUGUCCCUGUUCCAGGACUGUAAAGAACCAGCCCAGUGAGGAGCUGCCUAACAUCACGACCUUCCCUCCCAGGCUGCUGGCAGAGCAGCUGACCCUCAUGGAUGCGGAGCUGUUCAAGAAGGUGGUGCUCUACGAAUGCUUGGGCUCCAUCUGGGGCCAACGACAUAAGAAGGGGAAUGAGCACGUGGCACCCACAGUUCGUGCCACCAUUGCACACGUCAACAGGCUCACCAACUGUGGCACCACCUCCUGCCUCGGGGACCACAGCAUUAGGGCCCUGGACAGGGCCAGGGUGGUGCAGCACUGGAUCAAGGUGGCCAGGGAGUGCCUAAGCCUCAACAACUUCUCCUCGGUGCACGCCAUCGUCUCUGCUCUGUGCAGCAACCCAAUACAUUGGCUACACAAGAUGUGGGCAGGAGUGUCCAG